GACAGCUAAAGUAACAACCGUCAACUUCCACUGCAAGAAACUGUCAGAAAUUCACAGAACAGGACCUCAGACUUAAAGCAGAUAAACAUCUUGUGCAACAGCAGGUGUCCGUGACGGUCUGCUUCUACUAGCUACAGGAUUGGCUGAGCACCUGUGGAGCAGCUGGAAAUGAAAGGCACUGAGAUGUUAAAGUCCUCAGGCUCGAAAGGAACAGGGGGACCAACAAAUGCUCACGCACCAGCCGAACCUCUCCUCGUGUAUAAAGCUAAAGAGGACAAAGAACAGACUGAGAACGUGAAUGUGAAGUGUGAAGACCUUAAGGCUCCAGUGGGGCUUUUAAUGAAGUUCCUCAGAGCUCUGAAGGACAAAUACUUCCAGCUGGCUGUUAAACUCUGUCACAUGAUUCUCAUCUACGAGCCAGACAAUCCUGAGGCCUCAGAGUUCCUCCCAUUGAUCCAGAAGAAGCUGCUGGAAGAGCGACACGCAGAGAAAAGCAACGAGGAAGAAAGUGAUGAGGAUGAUGAUGACAUUGAUUCUGGAAGUGAUGAGGACCCCUCUCAUAGCUCAUCUUGCUCCUCUUCAUCAGCCUCAGAUGAUGAUGAUCAUGGAUUCUUUAAACAUCAGCUCUCUCUCUGUGAAGAUGAUAAGCGAUGCUGCAUGACAGGGAAAAGAUGUGGUAUAAGGAUUUUCACUGUGGAUGAGAGCUGUAACGUGACCCAAACAAAAGAACUGAUUCUGGAGUCCAUCUGGUCCACUCUCCAGUCUUUUGUUAUGGUGGCAAUUAAAUUAGCACAAAUAAAAUGUUAGCCUAUGUAAACUCA
Messenger RNA from Haplochromis burtoni (Burton's mouthbrooder), 821 nucleotides. RefSeq names its product glutamate-rich 2 (gene erich2). NCBI's taxonomy places the organism in Eukaryota, Metazoa, Chordata, Actinopteri, Cichliformes, Cichlidae. The transcript has 8 exons. The coding region runs from base 169 to 807 and encodes 212 amino acids. The record is from RefSeq and is a predicted model, not a curated record.